This is a messenger RNA of Dreissena polymorpha, 3399 nucleotides long. Its product is annotated as trimeric autotransporter adhesin AtaA-like. The record is from RefSeq and is a predicted model, not a curated record. NCBI's taxonomy places the organism in Eukaryota, Metazoa, Mollusca, Bivalvia, Myida, Dreissenidae. Gene Ontology annotation, molecular function: DNA binding. The transcript has 6 exons. Bases 14 to 2782 code for a protein of 922 amino acids.
AUCAAGGAGCAAGAUGAUUGACCAAAAGAGGGACAGUGGAGAAACUAGUGGAUUUCUUGACCAGCAGAAUCUUCCACCAUUUGUUCUUUUGGACCCAGUAACUGUUGUAACCGACUCGGUUGUUCCCGAACACUCUGGGAAACGUAAGAAGUCAUCUCCAAAACAACAAAUCAGAAAACGAAAGAAUGAAAAAAUCCCUAACCCAAGACCCAAGAAAGUGACCCCUAAACCGAAAGCUGCAUCGACUCCGAAGGCAACUCGAAAAGGGGCAUCACAUCCACAAGAUGCCUCAACUCCGAAAGAGGCAACAAUAUUAUUGGGCUCCAAUGGAAGACAAUUGAAUGUCCUGAGUCAAACAGACGUCUACAACGGCCCAGGAGCAAAACCUAACCGAGCCCCUGUCCAUGUGGCUGACCUGAGCCAGGACCAACAGGAGCUGUUGGCAAGUCAUAUCAACAGCCAACAUUGCCACAAAGCAACGAUGACUGAGCCUGCAAUGACUUUUCUUACUGCAGAAGAGGUAGCAGGCUACGUUUGCAUAAACUAUGUGGGUAAAAAGCUUGAUGGUUUUGAAAAGAAACUUGACUCAUUUGAGAGUGUAGUACGAAGUGUUGAGAAACAGUUACGAAGGUUGGUGGCCUGUGAAGUUCUAGAGGCUGUUUCUGGUGAUGUAACUGUUCCUGAUGCGUUUGAUGUCAAUGAUGCGCCUGUCAGUGCUUGUGACGUAAAUGAUAAUUCUGUUGUGUCUUUAAGUGAUGCUGUUUGUCAUGAUGUUGUGUCUAUUGGGCAUGACAGUAUUUGUUUGUCUGGCGGCAGUGUUGUUAGUAAUGGUGUCAUGACUGUAGCUGGGUGUGAAACUAGUUGUAGAGCAAAUCCAGAUGCAUCUAUUGCUGGCAGUCUUGUAGGUCAUGAUAGUUUGUAUGUAGCAGGUGGGUUUGCAGGGUAUCAUAGUGUGUCUGAAGCAGGUGGGUUUGCAGGUCGAGAUGGUCUGUCCAUAGGAGGUGGUGUUAUAGGUACAGGUGGUUUUUCUGUAGGAGGUAGUGUUGUAGGUCGAGAUGGUCUGUCCAUAGGAGGUGGUGUUGUAGAUACAGGUGUUUUUUCUUUAGUUGGUGGUGUUGUAGGUGGAGAUGGUCUGUCCAUAGGAGGUGGUGUUGUAGGUACAGGUGGUUUUUCUGUAGGAGAUGGUGUUGUAGGUCGAGAUGGUCUGUCCAUGAAAGGUGGUGUUGUAGGUACAGGUGGUUUUUCUGUGGGAGGUGGUGUUGUAGGUGGAGAUGAUCUGUCCAUAGGAGGUGGUGUUGUAGGUACAGGUGGUUUGUCUGUAGGAGGUGGUGUUGUAGGUAGAACUGGUUUGUCUGCAGGAGGUGCAGUUGUAGGUCGAGAUGGUCUGUCCAUAGGAGGUGGUGUUGUAGGUACAGGUGGUUUUUCUGUAGGAGGUGGUGGUGUAGGUAGAAAUGGUUUGUCUUCAGGGGAUGGAGUUGUAGGUAGAAAUGGUUUGUCAGCAGGAGAUGGAGUUGUAGGUAGAAAUGGUUUGUCUGCAGGAGGUGGAGUUGUAGGUAGAAAUGGUUUGUCUGCAGGAGGUGGAGUUGUAGGUAGAAAUGGUUUGUCUUCAGGAGAUAGAGUUGUAGGUAGAAAUGGUUUGUGUGCAGGAGGUGGAGUUGUAGGUAGAAAUGGUUUGUCUGCAGGAGGUGGAGUUGUAGAUAGAAAUGGUUUGUCUGCAGGAGAUGGAGUUGUAGGUAGAAAUGGUUUGUCUGCAGGAGAUGGAGUUGUAGGUAGAAAUGGUUUGUCUGCAGGAGAUGGAGUUGUAGGUAGAAAUGGUUUGUCUGCAGGAGGUGCAGUUGUAGGUAGAAAUGGUUUGUCUGCAGGAGGUGGAGUUGUAGGUAGAAAUGGUUUGUCUUCAGGAGAUGGAGUUGUAGGUAGAAAUGGUUUGUCUUCAGGAGGUGGAGUUGUAGGUAGAAAUGGUUUGUCUUCAGGAGGUGGAGUUGUAGGUAGAAAUGGUUUGUCUUCAGGAGAUGGAGUUGUAAGUAGAAAUGGUUUGUCUGCAGGAGAUGGAGUUGUAGGUAGAAAUGGUUUGUCUGCAGGAGGUGGUGUGGUGGGUCAUGAUGGUUUAGCUGUAGGCCAUGUCAUGGAAGGUCAAGAUGUUUUUUAUGUUGGAGGUGGUCCAGUUGGUUUGGAUGUUAAUUCUGUUGGAAAUGGUGAUAUUCGAUGGGGCGUCAGGUCAAGAAGUGGUUUUUCUGAUCUAGAUGUUGUUAAUAACGGUCGUCUCUUUGAUAAUGUAAGUGAUAUGAUUUCCCCGCAUGUUGGAUAUGGUGAAAGGGAUAGGGAAUUAAACAGUGGAUUUAUUGUGUAUGAAAAUAGUAGGGAUGAUGAUAUGGAUGAUGAUUUGGGUGGUAAAAGGGUUGUGUCUGCUGAUAGGGUCCCUUUGAGGUCAAGGUUUGAGCAGCUUCCAGUGGUUAUAAGGUCAUAUAUUGAUAUGCAGUCUGUUUCAAAAAAUGCGCCUGUGAUGCUUCAUCCAGACAUUUUAGAUAGUUUGAUUACUCAACAUGACGGGAACAUAUCAAGAUUUGUGUGGGAUUUGACUAAACUUUUGUAUUCAAAUGAAGAAAUGAUAGAUAGCUCAUUCAAUGGCAAGGGAACAAGAAAAGCAUUGUCGCCGAGAAGAAAAUCGCUUAUUCUAAAUGGAGCGCAACAGGCAUUUCCUGGAGUUGGAAAAUGCACCCAGUAUAUUGCCACCGCCAUCAACAAUGGGUUAAAAAAUAAAAGAACCUAUCAGAAAAAGAACUAAAGAAGAAACUUUGGGAACUCAUUACCAGUAAUGAAUAGAGCACAGUGAGAAUUUAGCUAUGCUUUAACAAUAUGUGUUGUGAAAAGUGAUUUGUACCAGUAAAACAUUGUACGAAAUUGUCAUUUUUUUAGGAUUAAUUGGGCUUUAAUUUAAUUUUGAUACUCUUCAUUUAAAAGUAUGGCAUUGUUUAAAGUUUAGUUUACAAUAACCAGGUCCUUUUUGUUGUAUUUUAUUGUCAUUAAUUUUUUCAGUCAAAGAAUACACGAGUCUGUCUUGUAUCCUGGUUUUAUGUUUGCUUUAUUAAUUAUAUUACAUAUAAAGUAAAGUAGUUAUCCUAUCUACAAAAAAUAACCGGUUUUCCACUUGAAUGCCAGGUGUAACGUUUUGGUUCUGGGUGACCAUAUUGCACGAAUCGAGUAUGGACUUUAUUUGAUUCCUGCUGUUUAUGUGUGUAUCUUUUUAACCAUAAUUUGUCUUGAUUUGGGUUGAGUAUUGUAUUAAAAGCAUCUCCUAUUAUAUAAGUUUUAUCCAUAUUUUGCAGAAGAUGUUUUUCCAGUUUCAAAAAAACUUGUUUCAUCUUUGUUUGGUCCAUAUAUAUUUAUUAAGGUGAUUUUUUG